Andrographis paniculata is the source of this 1486-nucleotide messenger RNA. Its product is annotated as fructose-bisphosphate aldolase 3, cytoplasmic-like. Gene Ontology annotation, molecular function: fructose-bisphosphate aldolase activity. The coding region runs from base 82 to 1158 and encodes 358 amino acids. Lineage: Eukaryota; Viridiplantae; Streptophyta; Magnoliopsida; Lamiales; Acanthaceae. Gene Ontology annotation, biological process: fructose 1,6-bisphosphate metabolic process; glycolytic process. Gene Ontology annotation, cellular component: cytosol. The record is from RefSeq and is a predicted model, not a curated record. The transcript has 3 exons.
CAGCGACGCUUUGAGCUCUCUCCGUCUCGUCUCUCUAUCUACGUAUCUUUCGUCUUCAGUCUUCUCAGUCUCUCCGCAACCAUGUCUGCCUACCGGGGGAAGUACGCCGAUGAACUCAUUAAAAAUGCUUCAUACAUUGGCACACCUGGGAAGGGUAUCCUUGCUGCCGAUGAAUCAACCGGAACAAUAGGCAAGCGCUUGGCUAGCAUCAGCGUCGAGAAUGUCGAGACUAACAGACGCGCUCUCCGUGAGCUUCUUUUCACCGCCCCCGGCGGCCUCCAGUACCUCAGCGGCGUCAUCCUCUUCGAGGAAACACUCUAUCAGAAAACAGCUUCAGGCAAGCCAUUUGUCGAUGUGUUGAACGAAGGCGGCGUCCUCCCCGGGAUCAAAGUCGACAAGGGCACCGUCGAACUUGCUGGCACCAACGGCGAGACCACCACCCAAGGCCUCGACGGGCUCGCCGAACGCUGCCAAAAAUACUACGCCGCCGGCGCUAGGUUCGCAAAAUGGCGAGCCGUCUUGAAAAUCGGCGCAAACGAGCCGUCCCAGCUCGCGAUCAACGAAAACGCCAACGGCCUAGCUCGCUACGCCAUCAUCUGCCAGGAGAACGGUCUGGUGCCGAUAGUCGAGCCGGAGAUCCUCGUCGACGGCGCUCACGACAUCUACAAGUGCGCCGACGUAACGGAGCGCGUUCUCGCCGCUUGCUACAAGGCUCUCAACGAUCAUCAUGUCCUCUUGGAAGGAACUCUGUUGAAACCCAACAUGGUGACUCCGGGAUCGGAUUCCCCGAAGGUCGGUCCCAACGUCAUCGCCGAGUACACGGUGCGCGCCCUGCAACGCGCUGUGCCGCCUGCCGUUCCGGCGGUGGUGUUCUUAUCGGGCGGGCAGAGCGAAGAGGAGGCGACGCUCAACCUUAACGCGAUGAACAAAUUGUCGACGAAGAAGCCGUGGAGCCUCUCGUUCUCGUUCGGGCGCGCUCUCCAGCAGAGCACGAUCAAGGCGUGGGCGGGGAAGGAGGAGAAUGUCGAGAAGGCGCAGGCUACAUUCCUCGGCCGGGCCAAGGCCAACUCGGAAGCGACGGUCGGGACGUACCAGGGUGGCGCUGCCUUGAGCGACGGCGCGUCGGAGAGCCUCCAUGUGAAGGACUACAAGUAUUGAAUGAAGGUAUGUGGUUGUUUUGUUUUUGAAGUGUUUCUGCUUUUCUAUGCAUUGGCUUUUUUUUUUUUUUUUUUUUUUUUUAAAAAAAAAAUUUGUCUGAAUAAAAGAUUGGAGGAUGUUUAAAAGUCCUUUUAAUUAUGGGUAAUACAAGGAGUUUGGUUCUAACUUAAUAUGAAAAUUUAUGAUUAUGUAUAUUUGAAAGAGCAGCAGCACAAAAGUGUGGAAGCUGAAGCUUCCAAGUAGAGAUUCAAGAAAAGAUGAAAUUUUGUGUUGUGUUGUAUUGAAUGAAUUUUGUUGUAUGAGUAGAUCGAAAUGUUGGAAAAUUGGU